Messenger RNA from Plasmopara halstedii, 3051 nucleotides. RefSeq names its product protein. Bases 1 to 3051 code for a protein of 1016 amino acids. The record is from RefSeq and is a predicted model, not a curated record. Gene Ontology annotation, molecular function: metal ion binding; ATP binding. Lineage: Eukaryota; Oomycota; Peronosporomycetes; Peronosporales; Peronosporaceae. The transcript has a single exon.
AUGGGUAACGCUGCUGCCAAACAAACUGAGGCACAGGCUCCACCAGCACCAGUUAAGACCGAAGAAAAAUCAUCAACGCAAAAGCAGCCAUCCUUUCGUGUUCUAUCUGCUGGUCAACGCUCCAUUACAUUUGACGAGCGAGUGCAUCUCCGCGCAAAUGCGGAGGCUCGUGCGGAGCGUGUGAUGCUCGGUCUUGGAGCCACAUCAGAGUUUCGCCCGCUACAGCGCGCUGCUACGUUUGAUCCUCGUCUACGUUCGGAAAAGCAACUAUUAACGGUAUCCGAUGUGAUGCACCGACGCUUUUUUAAUGCUCGCGAGCGGCGCGUGAGUGCAUGUGCUGAACGCAAUUUGUUUCGGAUCGCCGAGAGUGAUAAGGAACGUCAAGAAGCUAUUGUGAUUGUAGAUCCAUACUCAACAGGCAUGACUAUGGCGGAGAAAGUUUUGGAACGCGGUUAUCUUUGUAUCUGCGUCUAUUCGGACACUCUCGAGGUGACACAAGAGCGUAUUGCUCAUGGACCCAAAGACAUGGCAUCUAAAUUUCUUGCAAUCAUAUACCACGAUGGAAUUGUUGAGCGUCAGGAUGAGACUAAAGCUCUACAGGAUACAGUAGCUGCACUACGUUGUGUCAAGAAUGUUGAUAUUAUUGGUAUCUUUGCUGGUGCAGAGACUGGCGUAUUGUUGGCUGAUAAGCUUUCGGAGCACUUCAAGCUCACUACAAAUGGCACGAACGGAUCGAUUGCCCGCCGUAAUAAAUAUUUCAUGGGUGAAAAGGUGCGUAGUGCGGGUGUUCGUGCUGUGGCUCAGGUUCAAGCCACCAAGUGGUCGCAAGUCGAGAACUUUGUUCAGAAUGAACUUUUACCCAUGCUGAAGGGAGAAGAUUUUAAGGUGAUUGUUAAGCCUGUGGAAAGUGCUGGGAGUGAUGAUGUUGCGCUAUGUCACUCGAUAGACGAAGUACGAACGGCUUUCGGUAAUAUCCAGGGGAAAAUUAAUGGUCUCGGGCUCGAAAAUCACGCCACGUUAGUGCAGGAAUAUUUGGACGGUACAGAAUACGUUGUGGAUACAGUCAGUCGUAACGGUGUGACAAAAGUUGUGGCUGUGUGGGAGUAUGACAAGCGUGCGGUGAAUGGUGCGCCGUUCGUUUACUAUGGUGUUUUGCUGCGUGCAGCUCCAGAUGGUUCAGUGCUGGCCAAAGUGGCUGAAUAUGUAAUAAAGGUAGUGGAGGCGCUAGAAAUUGUGCAUGGUCCGGCGCACGCUGAAGUGAAAGUCGUCAGAGGCGAGCCGUGUCUUGUAGAAAUCGGUGCACGGUGCCAUGGUGGCUCUGGCUCCUACCUGCCAAUUGUGAUGCCUUGUCUUGGCUACAAUCACGUCGAUGCGGCAUUGGAUUCGUAUUUAGACGGUGAAGCGUUUGAGCGUCUGCCAGAGCGUCCAACGGAGCUCAGGUCUCACGGUUGUGAGGCUAUGUUGGUGUCGUAUGAAGCUGGCAAGCUUGCAAGCUACCCUGGUAAAGAAGAGCUUGAAACUUUAUCGUCCACAGUCUCAACAAUGUGGUUUACGCACGUGGGAGAUGAACUCAAGCCGACAAUCGACAUGUUUUCGACUCCUGGUAGUGUAAUUAUGGUCAAUGAAAACGAAGAACAGCUAAAUCGUGAUUAUGCUCGCAUUCGUGAGCUUGAACACAAGGGAAUGUAUGCGCUUGAACCACAAGAUGAAGCUGAUAUAGAAGCGAAAAACGCAAGCGGUAUAGUUGUGGUGGUCGACCCAUUCUCGACUGGUGCUGUGCUGGCACACGAGCUGAUGAUUCGAGGCUAUGACUGCAUUUGCGUGUAUAGUGACCACCUUGAGAACAUCGAGAGCGUGGCAAGUCUAGUGCCAGAGGGUCUAAUGCUGGAGUUUGCAGCGACUGUUGCGUUUGAUGGGAAUCUUGAAGAGACUGUGAGUGCGAUUCGCAAAGCCGCAGAAAAGGUUGCAGACAAGAAGCCGAAAAUAAAAUUAGGGGUUAGUUCUGCAAUUCGCGCAGUUUUUGCCGGUGCAGAACUCGGUGUAAAGCUUUCAGAUGCUCUUAUAGACGCACUAGGACUACAAGGAAAUGUCAUGAAGCACGCGAACGCAAGACGCGACAAAUACCUAAUGGGCGAAGUUCUCCGAUCGGCUGGUUUGCGUGCAGCAAAGCAAGUGAAGGCUACGACCUGGGAUGAGGCUGAGAAGUUUAUCACACAAGAUCUCAAGCCGGAACCCUUCGAGGUGGUGCUCAAACCCUUGGAAAGCGCGGGCACAGAGGACGUUAUUCUUUGUCUAUCUAUGGAGGAAGCAAGACGCACGUUUGAUGGCAUUCUCGGCAAGAUAAACGGUCUCGGAAUUGAGAAUGAGGCCGUCUUGCUUCAGGAAUAUCUGGAGGGCGACGAGUAUGUAGUCGAUACUGUAAGCCGCGACGGGGAGCACAAAGUCACUGCCAUCUGGAAGUAUGACAAACGUCGCGUGAAUGAUGCCGCAUUUGUGUAUUUUGGACUAUCCUUGGUGCCAGCAGAGGGGAUCGUUAACGAAAUCAUUGACUAUCAAUUUCAAGUUUUGGACGCUUUGGGUAUUCGCAAUGGACCCGCGCAUGGAGAAGUGAAGUUUUGUCGUGGGUCGCCGGUACUCAUUGAAGUUGGUUCGCGCUGUCACGGUGGUGAAGGUGCUUGGGUACCUAUUGCUAAUAUUUGCGUGGGCUACAAUCAAGUGACAGCAACUAUCGACAGUAUUUUGGUUGCUGAGGCUUUUGCCAAGCUAUGUGACCGGCCUCGAAAAUUGCUUGCUUAUGGCUGCGAGGCGAUGCUUGUGUCGUACAAAACAGGCGUAUUGAAGAGCACGCCUGGCAUUUCGGAAAUCGAAAAGAUGCCUGCUUUUCUAAAGAAGGAAAUUUUUGUUUCACCGGGGGACAAUAUGCGCCAGACAGUUGAUAUGUUUACGACACCUGGUAGCAUUAUGCUCACGCACAAGGACCGAGAUAUUCUUGAAAGUAAUCUUUCACGCAUUCGUGAACUUGAGGUUGAAGGAUUGUUCGAGGUGGAGUGA